GUUGUUGUCAGCAGUCGACGCUCUCACAAAAAACUAAACUUUAAAUUGUAGACAAAAAAAUAUAAUCAUGUGGCCUACACUGCGUUCCUCGGUGCGCAAUAUAUGCGCUCCGCUGAGUCGCUCUUGCCAUCACGGCUACUCGGGAGGUUGUCCGGGUGUGAAUUUGCCCUGGUCGAAGGGAAUGCAUAACCCGAUGCGUUUCACGCUGUUCUGGGUUAUUAUUGGCACUGUGGGCUUUGGUGCUCCAUGGUUGGUUGUGCGCCACCAGAUGCUCCGUAACACAGGUGGACCACCACCAGAACCCAAAUCAGAGGAGCAACACAAGUAGCAUGAAGAACACAUCGAACACAACAGUCUGCCUAACUACAUUUAGAACACUUAACAUGUGCAUUAGAAGCGAAUAAAAACCACACAACAUAUUACUGGAGGGCAUUGCACA
Drosophila subobscura is the source of this 439-nucleotide messenger RNA. RefSeq names its product cytochrome c oxidase subunit 7C, mitochondrial (gene COX7CL). The record is from RefSeq and is a predicted model, not a curated record. NCBI's taxonomy places the organism in Eukaryota, Metazoa, Arthropoda, Insecta, Diptera, Drosophilidae. The coding region runs from base 68 to 328 and encodes 86 amino acids. Gene Ontology annotation, biological process: mitochondrial electron transport, cytochrome c to oxygen. The transcript is spliced from 3 exons.